GGCUCCAGCGGAAAGUAGGUUAGCAGAGCUGUAGCAGGGACUAGCAGCCCAGGAGAGGGGCAGGUACCUAGAGGGGCCGAAGAGGCAGCUCCAGUCCCUGACCCAUAAUUAGGAGAGCAAAACACCACCGCAGAACAAGGACCCAAUCCUGGAGACUUAAUUUAUCAAGGGAAUUGCUGCUGUCCGAGGCACCUGCGCUGCGUGUUUUCAUGAUAUUCUCAGCAGAGCCCUAAGACCAGAAACCCCCAAGAUGCGAGCCCAAAUCGAAGUGAUCCCAUGUAAGAUCUGCGGAGACAAGUCUUCGGGGAUUCACUACGGCGUCAUCACCUGUGAAGGCUGUAAGGGUUUCUUCCGGAGAAGCCAGCAGAAUAAUGCCAGCUACUCCUGCUCGCGCCAGAGGAACUGUCUGAUCGACCGGACCAACCGGAACCGGUGCCAGCACUGCCGCCUGCAGAAAUGUCUGGCGCUGGGCAUGUCGCGUGACGCGGUGAAGUUUGGCCGCAUGUCCAAGAAGCAGCGGGACAGCCUGUAUGCAGAAGUGCAGAAGCACCAGCAGAACCAGGAACAGAACAGGGUCUCCAAGGAUGACUCCGAGGUCCUGGCACGGGUCUACCCCACCAGCGUGAGCAGCGGGGUCUCGGACCUGGACGACAUCUCCCUGCUGUCGGAUGGGCUCCUCUUUGACUUCCCCCUCACCCCUGAUGGAGGCAGCACCUACUACAACCUGGACCUCCUGACCUCGGCCCAGCCCUCGCCCGACCAGUCCAGCAUGGACGUCAGCGAUGCCAAGUUCAUCAAACAGGAGUCCAUCUACGAGCUGAUGCUGGAGCCCGGCCUCUUUGCCCACAGCACCCUGGAGGGCAGCCAGCUCGCCUCAGACAUUUCGAUGCUUGAGAUCGACCGGAUUGCUCAGAACGUAGUCAAGUCCCACCUGGAGACCUGCCAGUACACAACGGAGGAGCUCAAGAGGCUAGCAUGGAUGCUGUACACUCAGGAGGAGAUCAGGAGCUUGCAGAACAAGAGCUGCGAGACCAUGUGGCAGCAGUGCUCCCUGCAGAUCUCCAACGCCAUUCAGUACGUUGUGGAGUUCGCCAAGCGCAUCGACGGCUUCAUGGAGCUCUGCCAGAAUGACCAGAUCAUCCUCCUCAAAGCAGGUUGCCUGGAAGUGCUUCUGAUCCGAAUGAUUCGGGCAUUCAACCCUUUAAAUAACAUGGUGCUCUUCGAGGGGAAAUACGGCGGCAUGCAGAUGUUCAAGUCGCUUGGCUGCGACGACCUUAUCAACGCCGUCUUCGAGCUCGGGAGGAACCUGUGCCGGCUACAGCUCUCAGACGAGGAGAUUGCGCUGUUCACUGCAGCCGUCCUGCUCUCUCCAGAUCGCCCUUGGCUCACGGAAUCCAAGAAGGUGCAGAAGCUCCAGGACAAGAUCUACAUAGCCCUGCAGCACGAGAUCCAGAAGAAACACUCCAGUGAGGAUAAGCUCUCGAAGAUGAUUUCCAAGCUGCCCUUGAUGAAAACCAUCUGCAACCUGCACUUGGACAAGUUGGAGUUUUUCCGGCUCCUGCAUCCAGAGACCGCUAUGAACUUUCCGCCCCUGUACAAGGAAGUAUUCAACUCGGAGCUCCAGUACAGCGACCCACGAGAGAGCUAAGGCUCGGAGCAGCCAGACCCUGUGUCAUUUCCCAAAGUCUGGAGGGGAACAGAAACAUUGGGGGCCAGAGGAGGUUCAUUUAACUUAAAUAACCAAACCCGAGAGACCCUACAGGGUGAGGUGAUCUGCCCCUCUGCCCCACCUCCUCGCUGUGGUUUGCAAUAGCUCUUGAAUGUAAUGCACCUUGAAGGACAAGUGAACUGACUUUGCCAUACCGGUGAAAUGAAUGUGAAAUCUCCACUCCCUCGAGGAGACGCUCCAGUACCGUACCAACACCUUCCCUUAGUGCAUGAAUCACCAUGGGGCAUGCACACGCCCAUGCAACAAAGCAAAGGAGCCCAGCUGCCAGCACUCAUCCCAGGACCAGCCCUUGUUCUCCUCUUGUUUCAUAUGUAUUUGUUUGUUUUAAAUUAAAUAAAUGCCAGAAGGAUGGAAUGAAAAAGGGGCAAUACAGACUUGGUGGGAUAGGUGGCUAACCAAAACCAGGCAGGGGAUGGGAAGAGAAGUAGAGUCGGGAGUUGAAUUGGACUGAAGCUUGGAGGGAAAAGAAGACAAAAGUAGCAUCUUGCUCUUAAUGUGCCCUUGGCUUAAUGACUACCCAAGGAGCAGGGGGACAGAGCCAGGCCUGUAAUGACUGGACCACUCGGUGGAAAACACGGAAGUAGAAAUUCAACAUCGUAUCCCCUUAUGAAGAAUCUAGCAGGGUAACUGUCCAGAUCUAACCAGAAGGGAUGCUAGUGGGGUCUGCACAGGGGUAGACUCCCUGUGAUCAAUGGUUUGAAUGCAGGGUCAGCUGUUCCCAUCCCCCCUCCGAAUGCCAUACAUGUAAGUCUUUCAGGGAAGCCCCCGUCUGUCCUGUAUGAUCCUGGGCACUUUGUCUAAGAGAAGGGGUUUGCCUCUUUACCUGUGGCCAAAUACCACUCUCCGGUUCCUGUGUAGUGCUGCUGUGCGUUGCCCUCCCCAAGGCAGCUGUAUUUUAGAGGUGCUGUG
Molecule: messenger RNA, 2638 nt
Organism: Gopherus evgoodei (Goodes thornscrub tortoise)
Lineage: Eukaryota; Metazoa; Chordata; Testudines; Testudinidae
Product: nuclear receptor ROR-beta-like
Exons: 10
Coding region: 251-1648 (465 amino acids)
Biological process (GO): regulation of transcription by RNA polymerase II
Cellular component (GO): nucleus
Molecular function (GO): zinc ion binding; nuclear receptor activity; RNA polymerase II cis-regulatory region sequence-specific DNA binding
Source: RefSeq, a predicted model, not a curated record